Octodon degus (degu) is the source of this 4923-nucleotide messenger RNA. It is a transcript of the gene Lratd2, whose product is annotated as family with sequence similarity 84 member B. The transcript has 2 exons. Bases 573 to 1505 code for a protein of 310 amino acids. The record is from RefSeq and is a predicted model, not a curated record. Lineage: Eukaryota; Metazoa; Chordata; Mammalia; Rodentia; Octodontidae.
GGCUCGGCGCCGAGCGGGGAGGACCGGAGCUCCGGGAGCGAGUGCCUGUCUCUUUAAAUGCCAGGGGCUGCGCUCCCGCUCGGGCGCCGGGAGCCGGAUCUACAAUCCCGUCCCUCCGGCUCCGGCGCUUGUUGCUCGCCCGGCCCGAGCGGGAGCCGCCGCCGCCGCCGAGAAGCGAGGUUGCCGCCCGCUCUGCGCGCCCCACCUCUUCGAGAGCUGUGUACAGCGGGGCGCAGCGCUAGUCGGGCGAGCGGCGCUGGGUGAGCAGGCAGCGUCACCCCCGUCCCGAUCUGCAAGUCUCGGGGCGCUCGAGCCGCGGGGAAGACAUGCGUCGCUGCUCCACGCCCAGCCCGGCCGCCGCCCGCGCCAGGAGGGGAGCGAGUGCGAAGCCCGUACCUGCAGACUCGCCCUAGACGUCCCGGGGUGCGGCGGGGCCCCCUCGCGCGCGGCCUGCACCUCUCCGCCGCGAGUCGGCGCAGGUGGCCUCAGCCCCUGUACGGGGACCUGUGCCAAUGACCCUAGGGGUAGUUUCGCUUUCUCUCGCCGCCGCGUGAGCCGGAGUCCACAGCGUGAUGGGCAACCAGGUGGAGAAACUGACCCACCUAAGUUACAAAGAAGUUCCCACGGCCGACCCGACUGGCGUGGACCGGGACGACGGGCCCCGCAUCGGGGUCUCCUACAUCUUCUCCAACGAUGAUGAGGACGUAGAGUCCCAGCCUCCGCCCCAGGGGCCCGAGGGUGGCGGGAUGCCCGACUGCGGCGAUUGUCCGCAGCCCCCUGCCCCGCAGCCCUACGACCCGCGGCUGCACGAGGUGGAGUGUUCCGUGUUCUACCGGGACGAGUGCAUCUACCAGAAGAGCUUCGCGCCGGGGUCGGCGGCCCUGAGCACCUACACACCCGAGAACCUGCUCAACAAGUGCAACCCCGGCGACCUGGUGGAGUUCGUGUCGCAGGCACAGUACCCGCACUGGGCAGUGUACGUGGGCAAUUUCCAGGUGGUGCACCUGCACCGGCUGGAGGUGAGCAACAGCUUCCUGACCGACGCGAGCCAGGGCCGCCGCGGCCGCGUGGUCAACGAUCUAUAUCGCUACAAGCCGCUGAGCCCCAGCGCGGUGGUGCGCAAUGCGCUGGCGCAUGUGGGCGCCAAGGAGCGCGAGCUCAGCUGGCGCAACUCUGAGAGCUUUGCCGCCUGGUGCCGCUAUGGCAAGCGCGAGUUCAAGAUCGGAGGGGAGCUUCGUAUAGGCAAACAGCCCUACCGCUUGCAGAUUCAGCUCUCGGCGCAGCGCAGCCACACGCUGGAGUUCCAGAGCCUGGAGGAUCUGAUCAUGGAGAAGCGGCGCAAUGACCAGAUCGGACGUGCAGCUGUGCUGCAGGAGCUCGCCAUGCACCUGCACCCCGCCGAGCCAGAGGAGGGCGACAACGAUGCAGCGCGGACUACGCCGCCUCCCCGGCGCCCUCCGGAGCCGGGCUCCGAGGAGGAGGACGGCGAUGUGGCGGCUCAUUGAAGGUUUUUGAGCUGAGCAGAGUUUUAAAAAGGAGGACCCUUUGCGGCAGCCUUUUCCCCUGCCUCUUCUCCCUCUCUCCUCGUUCACUUUCUGGGCUCCACCUGGGAUUCCAGAGCCCUUUGGAAAACGGAGAGGUGGUGAAAUAUGCAGUUGGCUGUGGACUGGGGAGUGGAGGGGGACAGGUAGCAGGUAGGAGCACCCGAGCUGGAAGCUGGCAUUUCCUUCUGUCCCCUUUUUGUCUUCCUUUCCACGGUGGGACAUACUGGACUUAAUUCCUGCGGGGUCUGGAUCCAAAAUUGAGCCAUGUGCAAAUAAGGUUGGGGAAAGUUUAAAUGUCUACCAUUGCCUUCUCUAGCUAUGCUCUGCCCUUGAGCUCUGAGGAUUCCUGUAAGAAGGCCAGAGGGGGUUGGGGAGGCCCCACCUGGGGCCUGAGGGCUCUUUAUCUUCUUCCCCUGCUGAGCUGGGCCUGGAAGCAGGAAGGCUGGUGUGAUUUAUUUGUUAGGAUUCCUGGGACUCAGGGCUGGUGAAACCAUGACCAGGUCUGGGAGCAGCAGACCAAAACCAAGCAUCCCCUUAUUAAGUGUAACAAAUAGUUGAGCAAACUCUGGCAACAAACAAAGACAUUACUACCUCCCUCCUCUCUGUCCCUAGUAAUUCCUCUUCAGGAGCUGGCUCUUAGGGGAGUCUGCUCCCUCUGCCCCUUCCAGGUUUCAAGUAAAUCACUGGCAAAGGCCAGCCGGGGAAGGAUUCAAUUAAGGUCCAGUGCCACCUCCUUUGUUUUUGUGCCUGCUCUUGCAGGCGGUUAGAGCUGUGUCAUUUGUUAUCAAAGGAGGGGAAAGCCCUGUGUCUCCAAUCUAAUUAAACUGCAUGGCUGUGUUCAUCAGCGAGUCUGCACAUGGGGUCGGCCAGUGCCACCCCAUGCACCCCCUAGGGAAACAGCCAAGUAGUGCCACUGAGCCCAGGAUUCAUCUCUCUUUGCUCUCCCAUUGUGAUUCGGGAAAGUAACCAAUCCUUUUAUGAACAAGGCUGUGUUGCAGAUUCCUUUAAAUUUUUAAUUUUUUCCUCCCUUUUCUGGACCAUCUCCCUGUCCCUCAUUUCUGGCCGUAAAAUCUGGGGCUUGAGCCAUGCUUCAGUGGGUAGCUCCUUAUUUUGCUAGCCACACUUGCAUUUAAUUCAAGGUGUAAAGUCUUGGUCUAGUGGGUGGUCUCCUUGCUGCUUGGGACACUCCUUCAGAGGAGAUCCCUGGGGCUGUUUGUUGUGGCCAGCCCAGAGCUUUGUUUGGAGUCUUUAGACUGCUCCUGUGGGUGUGCCUUUGAUUGCAGAGUGCGGCCCUGCUGCCCCUGUUACCAGUGCGCUCUCAAAACCUGGGUAAAGGUUUUUGGUUUCGGAUAUUUUUUUUUCUUUGUCCAUUUGGGGAGUUAUUGUAAACUACACUGACAAUUCAUUUUGUGACCUAAUUUUUAUGGUUGAAAUUGAAUUGUAUUUGAGCAGUCUACAACCACUGUCAUCCUUGGGCUUCCUGGUUGGAGAUUUCUGAAGCAAAGCAACAAAACUUGAAAGAUUUCCUUUAAGACAUGGAAGUUGUGGCCCUAAGUUUUACAAGUUCAGAUCUUUGUAGCUCAUCGCUCAGCAUGGAGCCCCUUUCUGAGCAGGCGUUCAGCUUCGGCCCUGAUGUAGGUAGUGCUGUCACACAGGUGCUGUCCCUUUGAUUAAAAGGAUGAGCCACUUUCCAGCCCUAGUCUGGGACUUGGAUGAAAAUUGAUAUCCUGUUGGGGAAAGUAGAUCUCGUUUCCGUAUUUCAUAGCCUCCCCGCUCUAUGACUGUAUUCUCUUACCCAUGAAAAGGCAGGACAAGAUAAACAUGGGUAGAGACUUUUAGGACGUGGGACCCAAACAGGUUAGGAAAGGUGGAAGGUGUUGAGCUCUCUUCAAAGUAAGAAAGAAGAUAGUGGUACUGCGGCUGGCAAGCUCCAUUUUUUUUCUUUUUCUAGCUCCUGCAUCCCUGUAUAUUUCCUGUGCGCCCCCCAACUGUGGAUGCUGAGUGACUUUGUGUUAUUACAGAUGAGGUGGCUUGGGGGACUGGACUCCAAGGAAGAGCUAUAAGAUCCACCCAAACAGUAGCGUUUUCUCUCUAGAGAAGGUUUUUGAUAACAGGGCUUAAAAAUGAACUAGCUCUGUCCCAGGUGCCCGGUGUGGUACACAGUGGCAGUGUUUGUCCCAGGUACCAAGAGAUGAGGGCUCCACAAGACACAGGGACAGGACGAGUUCUUGGGUAUCUGACGCUUCAACAAAGAACUGGAAAGGGCUCCAGGAAAGGGGAAUCCAACAGUUCUUGGUUCUUUCCUAAAGAUGGCAACAUCAUGGAGAAAUAAUUUUUUUUUUAAAUGCUCUGGCAAUGGUUACAUCUAGCACUUUAGGAAAAAAAUAAGAAUAAGUAUAUUUAAUAAUUUUUGUCUCACCUUAGGAAUAAGACUUUAGAACAAUUUUGUACUGUGAAUUACAGAUGCUCUUUGAAGGAAAGAAAUAUCGAUUCCAACAUUCUUCAGAAGCUGUGGCCAGGGGUAAGCAGGAUAGCGACUGGAAUAUAUGCUAAAGAAAACCAGACAAAUUCUAUUUUCUUACUGAGCAAAUAUUUUAUUGAAACUGCUUAUGUAUUUCAGAGGAGUCCACAACUUCAGCUACACAAUUUUUUGUACGGAAAGAACUCAUACUUUUUUGUAGCUUUUAUUCUUCGUUUAAUUUAGAGUGACUUUUAACACUAAAUGCCUCUCAGAGUACUUAAUUCCACACUUUAAAAAAAGUUUUAGUUUUUUGAAAGACGACCAUUCAGUGGUUAACCUUCUGUGUUUGGUGCUUGGACCCUGCUAGCACCGUUGGACAACACCACGACUACUUGGAAACAUAUUUUUUGGAAGCAAAACUUUAAUUUUUUAUGACAUAUGCUAUGGAGAGCUAAGAAAAUUUAAGGACUACUUGUUUUCUAUUUUUUUUUUUUUCCAUAAAUGGGGUCCACUGUGUUGAAGACUCUUGAUAAUUGUGUGCUUGUCUAACCAUUUUUUUAUAGAGUGCAGUCUAGUGUGACCAUGGUCAUCGAAUAAAUUUGGAAAGUUAGAUUUCAUUUGUGAGUUUAAAAAAAAAUUCAGAAUAAGUAUAAACUUGACUGGUUUAUUCAGUUUUUCAUUAUAUUUUGUUGUUAGCUAUAAUACUCAUGACCCAUGGAAAAUUAACUUGCAGGAUAGAGUGCAUUUUAUUUCCCAAUGAGUUGUAUAAACUGUAUUUUUCUUGAAGGUUGUAUGUUAAAUCAGAGUUAUGUUCUAAUACUUCUUGAGAAGGAAGUUCCAAUUUGAAAUUGUAUCAUUUCCUUCAAAAUGAAGGGCAGUGCUUAGUUAAAUAAAAGAUUGAUGAUAUCUUUUAAACCA